UGGUAGAUGGGAAACAUGGAAAAUUCACAAUAUAAUUUAUAUUUCCCUGCAGGUUUUUGUGGCACAAUCACGUAUGAUGGCAUUGCCAGGCAGAGACAGAAGCAGCAGCACCACUGGAAUGAUGAUCAUGACAAUAGAUUACUUAAGGUUAGCCUGACUCAGCUCAUGCUAUGGACAUCAGCCGAGAAAGGGAUUUUGAGGAUGUAUUCAGAGAAAAUGAAGAGGUUGGUCAGAUAUUACAUGAAACCCCAAUACAGGGGGAACAUCUUCGCACACAAAUGGAAUCUCAGAAUCCCAUUUUGACUGACAUUUCCAAAGCUCAAGAGUGCCUUGACAAUUUAUUGAAUAUGAUGCGCAAUGACCCAAAGCCCGAUCAAUCAGAGAAGAGUGAAUUAAUUUCUCAACUCAAACCAAUCUCAGACGAAUUGUGUAUUGAGGGGAGUAGUUUGGAAGCUUGCUUGGAUAGGGUAAGGGCAGUGUCCAAGCUUGCUGCUUCUGCGGAGGCCAUGUUUAAAGAGAACCAGCAAAAUACGUGGAAAGAAAAGAAAGAAUUAGAGAAUAGCAUCAUAAGUUUAACAGAGGAGAAUAGGGACAUUAGUACUUUGCUCAGGAGUGCUUUGGCAGAAAAAGAGGCAGUUGAGAAGGCUUUUUCAAAGUCCAAGGCAGGCGGUGCAGCUGCAAUUUUUCAGAUUGCAGAAAGAGGGCUGCAAAGGGUUGGAUUUGGGUUCAAGGUUGAGACUGGGGGCAAGCCUACUACGCCGGAAAAUGACAGCAAUGAAGGGGAAGAAGAUGCUUUCAGUCUGGCUUCUACUAUGGAGAAUAUAGUUAAAUCUAUGCGACGUGAAAUAACAGAACUGCGGCAAACUUUGGAAGCAUCAAGAGAAGAAGUUAACAAUCUAAGAGAAUUUUCAGCAAGUCAAGCUCAAGAUCUGGCAAAAAAUAAGUUACGUGUUAAAGAACUUGAAGAGAGGGAGAUUGCACUAACAGAAAAUGUUGAAGUUCUCAUGAAGGAUAUUGCAGUGGCAGAAGAAGACAUAACCAGAUGGAGGAAGGCCUGUGAGCUAGAAGCAGAAGCUGGAAAAACUGUCAUGGAAGAGUGCCAAGCAGAGAUAUCUGCCCUCAAGCGGGAGUUGGAAGAGAUGAAAUAUUCUUUAGACAGUACAAACAGCAGGAUUAAGUUAAAGGAAAAUUUGGUAAUUGCAGCUAUGGCUGCUCGUGAUGCUGCAGAGAGAUCACUAAAUUUGGCAGAUAGGAGGGCCGCUGCAUUUAGAGAAAGGAUUGAUGAAUUAACUAGGCAAUUUGAGGAGUUUGAUAGUAGAGGUGAGCAGAUUAGUCUAUCAAAAAUGCGUUAUGCAUGUUGGCCUUGGUGCUGGUCCAAGAUAACUCCAAUUGCAAAUUUCAGAAAUAUAAGAGCACAUUUUUCAGCCGACAUGGAGGAGCUGUUAGAUCCUUCAUUCUAAAGAGGUUGAUAAUACUAGGACUUCAGAGAUGUGAAUGUAUUAACCUUUUGAAGUUGUAUAAAAAUGGUUUCUCGCGUUAUUAAUUAUUUUAUUUUCAAUUAAUAAUUGAAGGGCACAUUGUCCUUUAAGAAGGUAA
Molecule: messenger RNA, 1596 nt
Organism: Cryptomeria japonica (Japanese cedar)
Lineage: Eukaryota; Viridiplantae; Streptophyta; Pinopsida; Cupressales; Cupressaceae
Exons: 5
Coding region: 171-1460 (429 amino acids)
Source: RefSeq, a predicted model, not a curated record